AUAUAAAUCUGCAUAUCUAAUGUUGGAUGCAUUGACAGUUUACCUCCGGACUGACUGCAGAGGAGAAGGCUCCGCUUUAGAAUAUGGUGCCCAACUCCUGUAUUUCAGCAUUCUCUGUACCAGUGGUCGUUCUCUGCUGUUUAAUGGUGACAACGGAAUCAGACAGCAAGCCGACCUUCAUCAAAAUCCCUGAGGACCAGGUUGGGAUAUCCGGUGGAGUGGCUUCCUUCGUGUGCCAAGCCUCCGGGGAGCCCAGGCCACGCAUCACGUGGAUGAAGAAGGGGAAGAAAGUCAGUUCUCAGCGAUUUGAGGUCAUUGAAUUUGAUGAUGGGUCAGGAUCAGUCCUGCGGAUCCAGCCCCUUCGGGUGCACCGGGAUGAGGCCAUCUAUGAAUGCACAGCUACCAAUAGCGUCGGGGAGAUCAACACCAGUGCUAAGCUCACCGUACUGGAAGAGGACCAGCUGCCUCAUGGCUUCCCCACCAUCGAUAUGGGGCCCCAACUGAAGGUGGUUGAGAAGGCACGCACCGCCACCAUGCUCUGUGCUGCCGGGGGUAACCCCGACCCAGAGAUCUCCUGGUUCAAGGACUUCCUCCCAGUGGACACCGCCACUAGCAACGGGCGCAUCAAACAGCUCCGUUCAGGUGGUACACCAAUCAGAGGGGCUCUGCAAAUUGAGAACAGCGAGGAGUCGGACCAAGGCAAAUACGAGUGCGUGGCCACCAAUGCUGCAGGGACGCGCUACUCGGCUCCUGCCAACCUGUAUGUGCGAGUGCGCCGGGUGGCUCCCCGCUUCUCCAUCCCUCCGAGCAACCACGAGGUGAUGCCAGGCGGAAGCGUGAACCUGACCUGCGUGGCAGUGGGGGCCCCCAUGCCCUACGUGAAGUGGAUGGCCGGGGCCGAGGAGCUCACCAAGGAGGACGAGAUGCCGGUGGGUCGCAACGUCCUGGAGCUGAACAAUAUUGUCCACUCUGCCAACUACACGUGUGUGGCCAUCUCUUCCCUGGGCAUGAUCGAGGCCACCGCCCAGAUCACCGUCAAAGCUCUGCCCAAGCCACCCUCGGAGCCACUGGUGACCGAGACCACCGCCACCAGUGUCACCCUCACCUGGGACUCCGGCAAUGCGGACCCCAUUUCCUACUAUGUGAUCCAGUACAAGCCCAGGUCGUGGGACGGCCAGUUCCAGGAGAUCGAUGGGGUGGCCACAACACGCUACAGCAUCGGGGGCCUCAGCCCCUUCUCUGAGUAUGAGUUCCGGGUCCUGGCGGUGAACAACAUAGGGCGGGGUCCCCCGAGUGACUUGGUGGAGGCCCGAACGGGCGAGCAGGCCCCGUCCAGCCCCCCGCUGAAGGUGCAGGCCCGCAUGCUGAGUGCCAGCACCAUGUUGGUGCAGUGGGAGCCUCCGGAGGAGCCCAACGGACAGAUUCGAGGGUAUCGGGUCUACUAUACCACUGACUCCCACCUGCCGCUGAAUUCCUGGCAGAAACAUAACACGGACGACAGCCACCUCACCACUGUAGGCAACCUGAUCACUGGCAUCACCUACAGCAUCCGGGUGCUGGCCUUCACCUCUGUGGGGGACGGGCCGCCCUCAGACAUCAUCCAGGUCAAGACGCAGCAAGGAGUGCCGGCCCAGCCCGCCGACUUCCAGGCCGAAGCCGAAUCUGACACCAGGAUACUGCUGACGUGGUUGCUGCCCCCUCAGGAACGCAUCAUCAAGUAUGAGCUGCUCUACUGGGAAGGAGAAGAUGGGAAGCAGGAAAAGGUGACCUUUGACCCCACGUCCUCUUACGCCGUGGAAGACCUGAAGCCAGACACCCUGUACAAGUUUAGCCUCGCCGCACGCUCAGACAUGGGCGUGGGAGUGUACACUCCGACCGUUGAGACCCGCACCGCCCAAUCCACCCCCUCCGCCCCACCCCAAGAAGUCGAGUGUGUAAGCACCAGCUCCACCACGAUCCGGGUAAGUUGGGUGCCUCCGCCCGCUCCGAGCCGCAACGGGGUCAUCACCCAGUAUUCCGUUGCCUACCAGGCAACGGAGGGAGAGGACGUCGCCCGGCACGUGGUGGACGGGAUCGGACGGGAGAGUUCCAGCUGGGAGAUCAAGGACCUGGAGAAAUGGACAGAGUACAAGGUGUGGGUACGGGCCCACACGGACGUGGGGCCCGGCCCGGAGAGCCCCCCGGUGCGGGUGCGCACUGACGAGGACGUGCCCAGUGCCCCCCCACGGAAGGUAGAGGUGGAAUCAGUGAAUUCAACAUCCAUCCGGGUCUCCUGGAAGGUGCCGCUCCCCAACAAGCAGCACGGCCAGAUCCGGGGCUACCAGGUCACGUAUGUGAGGCUGGAGAACAACGAGCCACGCGGCCAACCUGUCAUCAAGGACGUCAUGUUAGCCGAAGCCCAGUGGCGACCCGAGGAGUCUGAGACCUAUGAAACCAGCAUCAGCGGCCUGACACCCGAAACCACGUAUUCCAUCACCGUUGCUGCUUACACCACCAAGGGAGAUGGCGCCAGGAGCAAACCCAAGAUCAUCACCACCACAGGGGCGGUCCCAGGCAGACCCACCAUGAUGAUCAGCACCACGGCGAUGAAUACGGCUCUAAUCCAGUGGCACCCGCCCAAAGAGCUGCCGGGCGAGCUGCUGGGCUACCGGCUGAAGUACCGGCGGGUGGAUGAGGAGAAGCCCAAUACCAUAGACUUUGGCAAGAACGACCACCACUUCACGGUCACCGGGCUACACAAGGGCACCACCUAUAUCUUCAAGCUGUCGGCCAAGAACAAGGCCGGCCCCGGCGAGGAGGUUGAGAAGGAGAUCGCCACCCAGGAGGACGUGCCCAGCGGCUUCCCCCAGAACCUGCGCGUGGUCGGCCUCACCACGUCCACCACUGAGGUCACCUGGGACCCCCCGAUGCUGGCAGAAAGAAACGGGAGGAUCACCAACUACACCGUGGUCUACCGGGACAUCGACAGCCAGCAGGACCUCCACAACAUCACCGCCGACACCCGCCUCACCCUCACGAACCUCCGGCCGGACACCACCUACGACAUCAAAGUCAGGGCCCGCACCAACAAGGGGCCCGGCCCGCUCAGCCCCAGCAUCCAGUCGCGGACGGUUCCAGUGGACCAAGUGUUUGCCAAGAACUUCCGAGUGAAUGCAGUGAUGAGAACCUCUGUGCUGUUGAGCUGGGAAAUGCCUGACUCCUACAAAUCUGAGAUGCCUUUCAAGAUCCUGUACAACAGCGCUAGCGUGGAGGUGGACGGACACUCAAUGAAGAAGCUCAUCGGCAACCUGGAGCCGGACACCGAGUACUCCUUCGUGCUGAUGAACCGGGGCAGCAGUGCCGGGGGCCUCCAGCACUUGGUGUCCAUCCGCACGGCCCCCAACGUGCUGCUCCACAAGCCGGUGUCCAGCAACAAGUACAUCGAAGAUGGACGCUUCACCCUCACCCUCCCCAAAGUCCAGACCUCUGCCUCUGUCAGGAGCUACUACAUCGUGGUUGUGCCCCUCGAUCGCAGCAGCAGCCUCUCCACCCGAGGGAAGUCACCUGAUGAGAUGGAGCUGGAUCAGUUACUGGAUGCCAUAAGCCAGGGUGCCCAGGCCCGCCGUCAAAGGCGCCAGGCAGACCAGCUGAAGCCGUACAUCGCCGCCCAGGUGGACGUGCUUCCGGACACCUUCACCUUGGGAGACGAGAAGACCUAUAAAGGCUUCUACAACAAGCCGCUCUCUCCAGACCUGAGUUACCAGUGCUUUGUGCUGGCCUCGCUGGAGGAUGGGGACACGAAGCGGUAUGCAGCCAGCCCCUACUCGGAUGAGAUUGUGGUGGAGGUGUCAUCGGCCAAGCAGCAGGACGAGCCAGAGAUGCUGUGGGUGAUGGGCCCCGUCUUGGCCGUCAUCCUUAUCAUCAUCAUCGUCAUCGCCAUCCUCCUCUUCAAAAGGAAGAGGGCCCACUCCCCAUCCUCCAAGGACGAGCACUCCAUCGGGCUAAAAGACUCACUCCUAGCCCACUCCUCGGAUCCGGUGGAGAUGAGGCGCCUCAACUACCAGACUCCAGGUUCCAGUGUCCCCCGUUGCCCGAAUAUCUCAAGUAUGAGGGACCAUCCGCCCAUCCCUGUCACCGACCUGGCUGAUAACAUCGACAGGCUGAAAGCCAACGACGGGCUCAAGUUCUCCCAAGAGUACGAGUCCAUUGACCCGGGCCAGCAGUUUACCUGGGAGAACUCAAACCUGGAAGUGAACAAGCCUAAGAAUCGUUACGCCAACGUCAUCGCCUAUGACCACUCCCGCGUGAUUCUCACCUCCAUUGACGGGGUCCCAGGCAGCGACUACAUCAACGCAAACUACAUAGAUGGGUACCGGAAACAGAACGCCUACAUUGCCACCCAGGGGCCCUUGCCAGAGACGCUCAGCGACUUCUGGCGGAUGGUGUGGGAGCAGAGGACAGCCACCAUCGUCAUGAUGACGCGCCUGGAGGAGAAGUCUCGGGUGAAGUGUGACCAGUACUGGCCGAGCCGGGGCACCGAGACCUACGGCCUGAUCCAGAUCACGCUGCUGGAUACGGUGGAGCUGGCCACCUACACUGUUCGCACCUUCGCGCUUUUCAAGAGCGGCUCCAGUGAGAAGCGGGAGCUGCGGCAGUUUCAGUUCAUGGCGUGGCCCGACCACGGGGUUCCCGAGUACCCCACCCCCAUCUUGGCCUUCCUGCGCAGAGUCAAGGCUUGCAACCCCCCAGACGCCGGCCCCAUGGUGGUGCAUUGCAGCGCCGGCGUGGGACGUACGGGCUGCUUUAUUGUCACGGACGCCAUGCUGGAGCGCAUGAAGCAUGAGAAGACCGUGGACAUCUACGGCCACGUGACCUGCAUGCGCUCCCAGCGCAACUACAUGGUGCAGACGGAGGAUCAGUACGUGUUCAUCCACGAAGCGCUCCUGGAAGCCGCUGCCUGCGGCCACACCGAAGUGCCGGCCCGCAGCCUCUACGCCCACAUCCAGAAGUUGGGCCAGGUGCCUCCGGGUGAGAGCGUCACCGCCAUGGAGCUGGAGUUCAAGCUACUCGCCAACUCAAAAGCCCACACCUCCCGCUUCAUCAGCGCCAACCUGCCUUGCAACAAGUUCAAGAACCGCCUGGUGAACAUCAUGCCCUACGAGCUGACCCGCGUCUGCCUGCAGCCCAUCCGCGGGGUUGAGGGCUCGGACUACAUCAACGCCAGCUUCAUCGACGGCUAUCGGCAGCAGAAGGCUUACAUUGCCACCCAGGGGCCUCUGGCCGAGAGCACCGAGGAUUUCUGGCGCAUGCUCUGGGAGCACAACUCCACCAUCGUGGUCAUGCUGACCAAGCUAAGGGAGAUGGGCCGGGAGAAAUGCCAUCAGUACUGGCCCGCAGAGCGCUCGGCUCGGUACCAGUAUUUCGUGGUGGAUCCCAUGGCUGAGUACAACAUGCCCCAGUACAUCCUGCGGGAAUUCAAGGUCACCGAUGCCCGGGAUGGCCAGUCAAGAACGAUCCGCCAGUUCCAGUUCACAGACUGGCCAGAGCAGGGCGUGCCCAAGACUGGGGAAGGCUUCAUUGACUUCAUCGGUCAGGUGCACAAGACCAAGGAGCAAUUUGGGCAGGAUGGGCCCAUCACUGUGCACUGCAGUGCUGGGGUUGGCCGCACCGGGGUGUUCAUCACCCUGAGCAUCGUCUUGGAGCGGAUGCGAUACGAGGGCGUGGUGGACAUGUUCCAAACUGUGAAGACCCUGCGGACCCAGCGGCCAGCCAUGGUGCAGACAGAGGACCAGUAUCAACUGUGCUACCGCGCGGCACUAGAGUACCUGGGCAGCUUUGACCACUAUGCAACGUAACUAGCGCUUUCCUCUCGGGACCAGCGGGGCGUCCGGGAGCGGGGCCGAGCUCCUUCUGAGCCAUAGCCACCAUUGUUCAGCCCUUCUGUACAGCCGCUGUUGCCAGGCAGCAGACUUCCCACCGCCAACCAACGCCGACCACAGCGUGUAGGAACGUUGCCACAGCAAAGUCUGAAAACCCAAAGCAUUUCCAAUCGCCAGUGAAAUUUUCUGCAUCCUCAACAUGCACAUUUCUCUCUCUCUCUGUUCCGCUACCGCGUUUCACAGUGCUGUUUCUCACGGGGAUGGGGGCAGAACCUUUUUUAUACAUUAAAUAGAACAGACCCGGUGGUUUUUAUAAUCCCUAUCUCUCUCCCUUUUUUUUCCUGUGAGUCAAACAUUUUGCCAAGGCAGAAUGGACCACAUCACUCUGGGUUUGGGCAGGAUUUGGGGUUUUGUUUUUUAAUUAGUUCACUUUCUACCUUUGCUUUCCAAAGAAAAGCCACCUUUCUUUCCCUUGAGCCCAUGCCAUGGUGGCAGGGGCUGCCUGUUCUUGUCCACUGAAAACAUAGCCCAGCUGUGAUGAAACACCCACACCCCCCGGCUCCAAUCUGUGGCGGCUUUUUACUCCCGAGUCAUAUUAUUAAGUUUCUUGGAACUGGAGAGAAAUUGCCGGUGAUUAUUUUUUUCUUAAAGCCUUUUACUACGUCCUCUGAUCGGUGAGGGAAGGGGGCGAGGAGAUGGGGAAAUACUUGGUUCAGUCAUUCGCCUUUGAAAAUGCCUGUUUCACAACAAUCCCGUGCUAAUGAUGUGUCUGGGGAAGCCCUGCUCCGGUGUUCCCCGUCAUCAUCAUGUUUUGCUAAGAUGAAAAGUAAUAAUCAGAAAACCCCAGGUCUCCGAACGGAGCUCCUGGGCCAGGGGGAGCAGGGCUGGCACGUGUGUACACACGUGUGCCUGCGUGACGGGGAUGGAGCGCACGUCUCAUCGAAUCUGCUCGGAGUCAGAACUCUGAACCUGGAGACGUGUUGCUCUUUGUUUUCGUUGAGGUUCGGGGUUGGCAGACAGCGUGACUGGACCACCGUUGCCUGGGUGAUUUGGUACCAAUGAAUUGACUCAGAGUUUUACAAAAGGAAAAAGAGCACAAUUCUGAGCACAAUCCUGAGGGUUAUUUUGGGGAGCAAUGCACUCUUCAGGUAAG
Tachyglossus aculeatus (Australian echidna) is the source of this 7011-nucleotide messenger RNA. It is a transcript of the gene PTPRF, whose product is annotated as protein tyrosine phosphatase receptor type F. Gene Ontology annotation, molecular function: protein tyrosine phosphatase activity; protein binding. The coding region runs from base 84 to 5834 and encodes 1916 amino acids. The record is from RefSeq and is a predicted model, not a curated record. Gene Ontology annotation, biological process: protein dephosphorylation. The transcript is spliced from 34 exons. Lineage: Eukaryota; Metazoa; Chordata; Mammalia; Monotremata; Tachyglossidae.